Messenger RNA from Manihot esculenta (cassava), 925 nucleotides. RefSeq names its product 60S ribosomal protein L18a. Bases 143 to 679 code for a protein of 178 amino acids. The transcript is spliced from 4 exons. Lineage: Eukaryota; Viridiplantae; Streptophyta; Magnoliopsida; Malpighiales; Euphorbiaceae. Gene Ontology annotation, molecular function: structural constituent of ribosome. Gene Ontology annotation, biological process: translation. The record is from RefSeq and is a predicted model, not a curated record. Gene Ontology annotation, cellular component: ribosome; cytosolic large ribosomal subunit.
CAUAAUCUUGUACGACUAGGUUUUCCACCUCGCUUGUGCGACAUAUAUAAAUCGAACAAAAUCCUAUACUGCUGCUUCUCCUACAACGAGAGACGGGAACUGCAACCCAGAGAUCUACACGAUUUCUUCUCUUCCCUCGAAAAUGGUUACUCACAGGUUUCACCAGUACCAGGUUGUUGGAAGAGGGUUGCCCACCGACACAGAUGAGCACCCAAAAAUUUAUCGCAUGAAGCUGUGGGCCACAAAUGAGGUUCGGGCAAAGUCCAAGUUCUGGUACUUCCUCAGGAAGCUGAAGAAGGUCAAGAAAAGCAAUGGUCAAGUUCUAGCUAUCAAUGAGAUCUUUGAGAAAAAUCCAACCAAGAUCAAGAACUAUGGCAUUUGGCUUCGUUACCAAAGCCGAACAGGUUACCACAACAUGUACAAGGAGUAUCGUGAUACAACUCUCAAUGGUGCUGUUGAGCAAAUGUACAAUGAGAUGGCUUCUCGCCAUAGAGUCAGGUUCCCUUGCAUUCAAAUUAUCAAGACUGCCACUAUUCCUGCGAAGCUAUGCAAGAGGGAGAGCACCAAGCAGUUCCACAACUCCAAGAUCAAGUUCCCAUUGGUGUUUAAGAAGGUUAGACCACCAACUAGAAAGCUCAAGACCACAUACAAGGCAACCAGGCCCAACUUAUUCAUGUAAACUCUAUUGCCUGAUGGAGGUGCAGAGAGGUGAAACUUUGUCUACUACCGGAUUUCAACUUUGUAGACUUCGUCAUUUUUGUUUUUGGAUAUUGCGUUCAUUUGCAGAUCUUUAGAUUUGUCAGAUUUGAUAUUUGUUGUUAUCUUUACUUUUAAAGUUGCUCUGGAUUUUUUUUUUUGGGGUUGCUAUGAUCAACAUUUGUUACUUUAUUCCAUUAGUAAGAUUUUUAUUUUUAGGUUGAAACAA